AUGGAUCAUUCGGCUGAUCAGACUGAGAAUGCCGUUGAUCAGGAAGCUGCAACAGACAACACAGUUUUAACCAGGGGCAUGGAUCUAGAUGUUUUCGACGCUGCAAAAGAAGGCAAAACUGAUGUCCUCAAGAGGAGACACCAUCUUCACCAAAUAUUGACUCCAACCAAGAACACAGUCCUCCAUAUUUAUAUAGCUUUUGCAAGCACCCCAAAUUACGUCGAACCAGAACACGAAGCGCUGAGGCCACCCAGCAUUGUGAAAGAAAUCCUUCAAAUGUGGCCAGCACUACUAUCGCAGAAGAACGAGAGUGGCGAGACUGCCUUACACAUUGCGGCCAGACAUGGGCGUGCUGAUAUAGUUGAACUUCUUAUCAAAACUGCAAAAGCUGGUCGUCCUCAAGACCUUGAGAAUGGGCCCACAUCAUCAAUAGCAGCCUGGCAGAUGCUCAUAAGGGAAACCAAUAACGAGAAGGACACAGCCUUGCACUUUGCAGUCCGAUUUAAUCACUUUCGUGUGGUGGAGAUAUUGACCAGAGAAGACCCUGACUUUUCCUACUCUGCUAAUGAUGCUGGGGAGACUCCACUUUAUUUGGCUGCUGAGAGGAAAUAUGGAGUUUUGUUCUCUGAAAUACUUAGCACUUGCACGGAUCCAAAUUACCAAGGCCUCAAUGGAAGAACGGCUUUGCAUGCUGCAUUGAUUUACGGUGAUAAAAAAAUGACCGAAGAAAUACUAGAGAAGAAAAAGGAUUUGGCGAUUGCAGCAGACGAACAAGGGUGGACCCCACUUCACUACGCUGCAUUCUCUGGUUGUACUUCAAUUGUAAAACAACUUCUGCAAGCUGAUAGAUCCUCUGCCUACAUUGUUGACAAAGCUGAUAAGAAGACCGCUCUUCACAUCGCAGCCUCCAGAGGCCAUAUAGGUGUAGUGAAAGACCUUAUUUCUCAUUGUCCUGAUUGUUGUGAACUGGUCGACCAAAGACGUCGAAAUGCUCUUCAUUAUGCUUUGGAGAAACAUCAAUCACGAAUCACGACUUUUGUUCUAAAGGAUUCAUGGCUUAGCAACAUCCUCCUAAAUGCCAAGGACGUUGACGGCAACACACCCCUCCAUCUGCUUGAUGUUUCUCUCUUCGGGACUCGUUUCAUUGGUGAUGCUAGAGUUGAUAAGAUGACAUUCAAUAAGGAAAACAUGAACGCUCUUGAUGUCAUUAUAGCUGAUGAUUCAAGAAAUGAGAUAUAUCUGGAACAAGCUUUGAAAAAGAAUGGUGCCGAAUCAGGCCAUCGAAUUCUAAGCAAAAGUUAUGGUGGCCAUCGGAAAUUGAAGGAAAACAAAGGUGGUGAAGACACUGAUGAAACGAACAAUGUUAGUGAAGCCCAUCUAGUAGUUGCUGCCCUCAUAGCAACUGUAACAUUCGCAGCAGGUUUCACCAUCCCUGGUGGUUACCAAAGUGAGAAAGGACCAGAGCAGGGUUCUGCAGUUCUAUCAAAAAAUGUAGCUUUCAAGGCCUUUGUUAUAACAAACACACUUGCCUUGUGUAUGUCCAGUUUCUCUGUCCUGAUGCACCUUUAUGUAUCGAUGCACACAAAGCGAAAAGGGAUUUCUGCAGCGUUUGACGAGGUGUUGUAUACCACUAUGUGGGCUUUAAUUUUAAUGGUGGUUGCAUUCCUUACAGGGACAUAUGCAAUAUUAUCUCCGGGACUUGCCAUUACGGCUUGUGUGAUUGGCUGCUUUUUCUUCCUUAUCUUGACUCAUGCCACACUUGCCGAAAUUUCCCCUACCUAUCAACGGCUUAUAGUUGUAUCAUCAAGAUUUCAGAUCUAUCGCCGCUAG
Molecule: messenger RNA, 1830 nt
Organism: Prunus dulcis (almond)
Lineage: Eukaryota; Viridiplantae; Streptophyta; Magnoliopsida; Rosales; Rosaceae
Product: protein ACCELERATED CELL DEATH 6-like
Exons: 4
Coding region: 1-1830 (609 amino acids)
Cellular component (GO): plasma membrane
Molecular function (GO): protein phosphatase regulator activity; protein phosphatase 1 binding
Source: RefSeq, a predicted model, not a curated record